This is a messenger RNA of Liolophura sinensis, 4501 nucleotides long. RefSeq names its product lysosomal alpha-glucosidase-like. The record is from RefSeq and is a predicted model, not a curated record. Gene Ontology annotation, molecular function: carbohydrate binding; alpha-1,4-glucosidase activity. NCBI's taxonomy places the organism in Eukaryota, Metazoa, Mollusca, Polyplacophora, Chitonida, Chitonidae. The transcript is spliced from 19 exons. Bases 416 to 3424 code for a protein of 1002 amino acids. Gene Ontology annotation, biological process: carbohydrate metabolic process.
GGGAGGACAAGGCUUCGAAUUCAUGCGACGAACUCGGUUCUCCUAAGUCAUGGAGAGUUUAUUUGACUGGUUUCGAUUUACUUUUUGUAAUGUAACUAGCACAAUACAAUCAACUCUUUCAAAGGAGCGAUAAAAUGUAGUGGUGGCGUGGUUAUCAGAUGAUAUAGAGGAAUGAGAACAUUUUAUCGGUGGAUUAUCAGCAGGCCCUACUUUGUAUCAUAGAUCUGUCAAAUCAGCUGACAGUGGUUGUCUGUGUGUGCAUGUGUAGAUAUGGAUUGAUUUGAAGCCCUGAACAACACUAUUGUUAUAGUGGGUUGGCUUUGCACUCUGUACGAAUCAAACUGAAGCUUAGGGUUAGAGAGCUGAGGGGAGUGUCACUCGGCCUGGCUAUACUGAAUCUAAUUCUGUUUUGAUCAUGGGUAGGCCUAAUGAUCAGAGAUCGUCGGAUCAGGAUAAUUAUGUGGUGUUUCUACAGCCAAAGUCAGUUGCGAAUGCCAAAGCUAAUGAGGAGUUCGGUGCCUUUCUGAGGAAGCAACAACAAAAACAGAGAUGGCUGUUAGCAGCUGGUGUUCUCAUGGCUCUCUUCAUGGCAGGGUUAACUGCCACAGCCAUAUACACUCUGAUCCAAUCCUCCUGUCCGAAUUUACAUAAGGAAUUAACAACUUCAUCAACAGACCAAGAUAUGUAUUCGCCGAUAUACCAACAACUUGACAGGCAUCAGUUGAAACAUGAUUUUGAAGUGGAUGUAAUAGAAGUUGUCGUAGACCCAGAACUCAGCUUGGAUUUGCCAUUUGAAAGGCCUGACAGCAAACAGAAAACUUCCGGCAUACAAAAACAAAAACAGACUGUAGGAGCCAGCUGUAGUAUUAGUGAAGUCGGCUCCCGUUUUGACUGUAUGCCUGGUGCAGUAGACCUGACAGAGGCUGAGUGUGUAGACCAAGGCUGUUGCUGGGAUUCCUCAGUUCCCUCUAUUGUUCCACACUGUUACUACCCAUCAGAUUUCCCUUCCUACAAAGUGACCAGUAAUCAGCCGUCUGGAUUAGGCUACAGCUUAAAGGUCUCCAGGGAUACACCAACCAAAUGGCCGAACGAAGUCAAAACUCUGGCUGUAGAUGUUAUGUAUGAAACAGACGAGAGAUUACGACUACGAGUCUAUGACCCAGCUACUGCACGCUAUGAGGUGCCUCUUGUUGUACCCAAUGUUGACACACCUGCUCGGAACCCAGCUUACCAGGUGAAACUGCCAGACCCAGGGAUGACCUUUUCUAUACGUGUAACCAGACCAGGAUCUCAAAACCUUCUGUUUGAUACCUCCAGAGGUGCUCCCCUCAUCUUUGCUGACCAGUUCAUACAACUUAGCACACAACUUGGAUCUGACUAUUUAUUCGGCCUGGGGGAGCACAGAGGUACAUUUUUGCACAGCCUGAAUUGGACUAAGCUGGCUUUCUGGACCAGAGAUCAGCCUCCUGAACCUAAUCUGAAUUUGUACGGAGACCACCCUUUCUUCCUCGGCCUGGAUAGCCAGGGCAGUGCUUAUGGUGUAUUCCUCCUCAAUAGCAAUGCUAUGCAGGUGGAUCUACAACCAAUGCCAGCAUUAACAUACAGGACAAUUGGAGGAAUACUUGACUUCUACAUCUUCACUGGGCCCAAACCUGAUGACGUGCUCAGACAAUACACUGAUGUGAUUGGUCGACCUACUUUGCCUCCCUACUGGGGAUUGGGUUUUCACCUGUGUAAAUUUGGUUAUGGAAGUGCGGAUGAGCUGAAGAAAAUUAUCGCGAGAAAUAGAGCUUCUAAGAUACCUUAUGAUACACAGUGGAAUGACAUAGAUUAUGCCAGAGCAGAUUUAGACUGGACUUAUAGCAAAGCAACUUAUGCUGACCUGCCAGACAUUGUGCAGGACUUACAUGAUAAUGGCCAGCAUUACAUCAUGAUUGUGGACCCAGGGAUCAGCUCCACACAGCCUACUGGGAGUUACCCACCUUACGAUGAGGGUCUACAGGAGGAGCUGUUUGUGAAAAAGGCAGAUGGAUCCGGUCCUCUAAUGGGCAAGGUUUGGCCUGGACCCACAGCAUGGCCUGAUUUCUUUCAUCCGUCUGCACAAGACUGGUGGUACAGACAAGCUCAGAGUUACCAUUCACAAAUACCUUUUGAUGGAAUGUGGAUCGACAUGAAUGAACCAUCCAAUUUUGUUGAUGGUUCUGUAGAGGGUUGCCCUGGAAAUAGCAGUUUAGACCACCCUCCCUGGAUGCCAGGAGUUGCACAAAAUAGUCUGAUGGCCAAAACAGUGUGUCCCUCAGCUGUCCAGUUUGUCUCAUCGCAUUACAACCUGCACAACAUGUAUGGCUUCAGUGAGGCACGGGCUUCACACAGGGUGUUGGAGAAGCUGAGGGGAGAGAGGAGUGUGGUGAUCACACGGUCCACAUUCCCUGGAACUGGGAGAUAUGCUGGCCACUGGCUGGGAGAUAACCUCUCCUCCUGGCUAGAUCUGUACUACUCCAUUCCAGGUAUUCUGAAUUUCCAGCUGUUUGGUAUCCCUUUAGCAGGCGUAGAUAUUUGUGGGUUUAGAGGGAAGACAAACCCUGAGCUUUGCACGCGCUGGAUGCAGCUUGGGGCCUUCUAUCCUUUCAUGCGAAACCACAAUGACCAUGGCAUGCAGGACCAGGAUCCCGGUGUGUUUGACAAGACAACCCAGGAUAACAUGAGACCUGCUGUCAAUGCUCGCUACAACAUGCUGCCCUAUCUUUAUACCUUGUUCUUCUACAGUAGUAUGAAUGGUUCAUCAGUAGCCAGGCCAUUGAUGUUUGAGUUCCCUUCUCUACAGACAUAUUACAUAGACAAACAGUUCAUGUGGGGGGACAAACUUCUUAUAUCUCCAGUAUUAACACAGGGAGCUACAUCAGUGUAUGCCUACAUUCCUGCUGGAAUUUGGUACGAUUACUACACUGGGGCUGAGGUCAGAGGUCAAGAUACAUUUGUCACUUUGGAUGCUCCAAUAGAUAUGAUAAACCUUCACAUCCGAGAGGGAGCCAUUAUACCCACGCAGCCCCCUAAUGUCACCACUACACUGGCGAGGAAGGGAAAGUAUGGUUUACUGGUGGCCCUGUCCGACUCCGGAGAGGCUGAUGGGGAACUGUUUGUGGAUGAUGGAGUAUCUCUAGAAACAAUAGAGUCUGGAAGCUAUUCCUUCUUUACCUUCAGUGUCAGGAAUAACCAGCUGACAUCUUCCGUCAAACAAUCUAAAUAUCACCCGGACACUGGAAUCCUCCUGGGAAGAUGCAGACUCAUGGGCCUCAAGUCUAAACCAGACACAGUCAUGGCUAAUGGAGCCUCUGUGCCAUUUUCAUUUAAUGCCACUAUCAGUGUCCUUAAUUUGGAGAACCUAUCCCUUGACUUGAUGUCAAGUAUCACUAUACAGUGGUAGAGUUCUGAAGAGUUGGAGAAGAUGGUUUAUCAAGCCAGGCUUUGAGUUUGAUCCCCAUUCUAGUCAGGGUUUGGAAUCAUACUGACUGUUAAGCCCAGCGUACACGGACAACAUUUGUUGUCGAAAACUGGAUUUUUUUAUCCAGACAACUAAAAUUCUUCGCAAUUAACUCAUGCGCGGGUAACCACAACUGCGUCUGGAACACUUGAUCCAAAGAUUCAUCUUGUUUAAUUUUGAGCAUCAAAAAAUCCAGAAACAAAUAAGCCGGGAACAUAACUUCGCUUUUCUGCGGGCAGUCUGGAUCUUGUGAGGUCGUUGCCAUUGACAUCGACCAGUCAGCCUCUAUGGAAAUGUCAUUACAUUACAAACAAAAUGGAAACUGUAACCACUUUUUGGGGUAACAUGACCUGGGCCGUAUAAUGUGACAGUCUUUCGCCGCUGGAAAUGUUGCUCAUGUGCGGAUAACCAAUAUCCCGGAUCAUUCGACAUCGAGAUCUGAAAGUCCGAUUUCGAACAAAUGUCCGUGUGGGCUGGGCAUUAGGAUGUUGACUUCGUGUAUAUUAUAGGCUUUGAAUUAUAGAAAUUUUAACGUGUAUGUCUACGAUUAAUUGAAAUUUGCGUGUACCAAAUAGAAAUUGCUGAUGACUUUGCCAAUGUUCUGUGAUCUAAAAAUCUAUGGGCAGCUUGUGUAAGUGACAGGACUGGAUGUCAUAAGCAAUCAGCAUAAUUGUAUUGCUCAUAAUGGUACAGAAUUUCAAAUGUUAUUUUGUAUUGUUUUUUGUAUUGUUCUAGUUUUAAAUGUUUAAAUGCUUUUGUCAGUGCUAUUUUUUUUUUUUUUGAAAUCGUACACAUACUUUACUUCUCCAAGCAUUCCAUAAAUUAACUGGGUUAACCUUUUUACGAAACUCUAAAUUUGGACAAUCCAAUGGAAGAGUUAAGACGAGCAUGUGUGCGAGUGUUUUCAUGGGAGUUGUUAAAGAUAUUGCUUGACUCCAAUGGUGCUGACAAUUAUUACCUGUCUGACGCUAUUGUUUCAAUUAUAAUGGCUUUUAUCAAGUAUUAUAAUAAAUUUGCUUC